AUGAGAUUUAGUUUAAUAUUCUUCAUGGUUAUGGGGAUCAUUGCCCUCUUUAUUGGAUCAAGUGAAGGAGCGCCCAAAGUAAAUUUUAAAGCAAUCAAGAAAGGAGGAAAAGUAAUAGGUAAAGGAUUUAAAGUAAUCAGUGCAGCCAGUACAGCGCAUGAAGUUUACGAACAAAUUAAAAAUAGAAGGCAUGGUUAA
This is a messenger RNA of Achroia grisella, 198 nucleotides long. It is a transcript of the gene Mor, whose product is annotated as virescein-like. The coding region runs from base 1 to 198 and encodes 65 amino acids. The transcript is spliced from 2 exons. Lineage: Eukaryota; Metazoa; Arthropoda; Insecta; Lepidoptera; Pyralidae. Gene Ontology annotation, cellular component: extracellular region. The record is from RefSeq and is a predicted model, not a curated record. Gene Ontology annotation, biological process: defense response to bacterium.